This is a messenger RNA of Coregonus clupeaformis (lake whitefish), 2478 nucleotides long. RefSeq lists its product as uncharacterized. Bases 320 to 1267 code for a protein of 315 amino acids. The record is from RefSeq and is a predicted model, not a curated record. The transcript has 2 exons. NCBI's taxonomy places the organism in Eukaryota, Metazoa, Chordata, Actinopteri, Salmoniformes, Salmonidae.
GUCUCCUAUCUUCCAGAUACUGGGGAAUAGUCUCCUAUCUUCCAGAUACUGGGGAAUAGUCUCCUAUCUUCGAGGGUACCUGGGCUUUUACCUGGCUGAUGGGGUGAAGGCUGCACUGAGCUCAGGGGUAUCUGAUCUUCCACCAGGCUGAUGGGGCUGCUCUGUUGGUGUCAAGGUCAGAAGCUGCUGAUGGAGGGCGUCAUGUCCCUGUCUCUCUGCUGCACCUCCACCUCCACUACACACAGCUCCUCUUGGAGGGCAUCAUGUCUCUCUGCUGCACCUCCACCUUCACUACACACAGCUCCUCUUGGAGGGCAUCAUGUCUCUCUGCUGCACCUCCACCUUCACUACACACAGCUCCUCUUGGAGGGCAUCAUGUCUCUCUGCUGCACCUCCACCUUCACUACACACAGCUCCUCUUGGAGGGCAUCAUGUCUCUCUGCUGCACCUCCACCUUCACUACACACAGCUCCUCUUGGAGGGCAUCAUGUCUCUCUGCUGCACCUCCACCUUCACUACACACAGCUCCUCUUGGAGGGCAUCAUGUCUCUCUGCUGCACCUCCACCUUCACUACACACAGCUCCUCCUGGAGGGCAUCAUGUCUCUCUGCUGCACCUCCACCUUCACUACACACAGCUCCUCUUGGAGGGCAUCACUGCUGCACCUCCACCUCCACUACACACAGCUCCUCUUGGAGGGCAUCAUGUCUCUCUGCUGCACCUCCACCUCCACUACACACAGCUCCUCUUGGAGGGCAUCAUGUCUCUCUGCUGCACCUCCACCUUCACUACACACAGCUCCUCUUGGAGGGCAUCAUGUCUCUCUGCUGCACCUCCACCUUCACUACACACAGCUCCUCUUGGAGGGCAUCAUGUCUCUCUGCUGCACCUCCACCUUCACUACACACAGCUCCUCUUGGAGGGCAUCAUGUCUCUCUGCUGCACCUCCACCUCCACUACACACAGCUCCUCUUGGAGGGCAUCAUUGGACUGUGGCAUUUGUUCAGUGUGCUGUCUCAACUUCUGUCUUGACUGUUCUAUUGAAGCUCGGCUCUCCUGGAAAUGCCUCAACUCUUCCAUCAGCGUCUGGACAGUGUCACAUUGUUGUUUGCGCUCCCUGAAUUCUAUAAUCUCCACUUCAAGUAGGGAGAGGCAGUUCUGGAUUCGUUUCACAGAUAAUGUUUCUGUUGUGCUCACAGCUGCUACAGGUGAGGGAGGGAGUGAUGUACUGUGGGAAUCCUGUUUUGGGAGUUGCAGGCGUUGUUAGUGGAGACAUAUCAGUUUUUAGUUCAUCAUCCACUAGAGGUUCAAACAGCUCUACACUGACCUCAGAGCCUUGGAUCAUUACUGUUUCGUUAUUAUAUACAGUGUAUAUUAAUAUAACAUUUUGGGGUUGUGUCCACAUACAAUUGUCUCAUGGUCUUGUUUCCAGACAUUUUAAGAUGUUUGUUUGCCUUGCACAGGGCUGCAUGCCAAGCAUUUUGGACGUUCAGUGAAAAAGAGAAGAUCCACCUUGAUUUCUUUGUCUUUUUGUUGCAUAGAGUCUGCUGUUAGGGUCUCUGGGUGCUCUUCUAAAACCGUUGCUGUAUAUGUUUCCUCCCUGCUUCACUGGCAAUACCUUCUGCAUAUUGGAUCGCAAGGUUGCUGUGUUUGGGGCUGAUAAAUGUAUCCAUCUUAGUUGAUUACAGCUGGAUUCAGUAUAUUUUACAGCUGGUUUGUACUUGGCUAGUUGUAGCUAGGCGUUUUGGAAUGGAAACAAAGCCUACCUUUCUUGUUUUCUGUCUGAAUUGUUUUCUCUUGCUUGUGUAAGUUUAGUGUAAGAUUAGGUACUAGUUUAGGUACUAGUUUAGGUACUAGUUUUCAUGUCCUUUGUCCUGUCCUUUUUGUUAUUUGUUAGCUCGUUUUUUUUAGCUAACAGCAGGUAGCCAGUAGCUAGAAACUCUUAGCAACUCCCUAGCAACAUGUAAACAACUGUUAGCUUGUUAGCUAUCCAGUUGCGUUGUCAAGCUUGUUAGCUAUCCAGUCGAGUUAUCAAGCUUGUUAGCUAUCCAGUCGAGUUAUCAAGCUUGUUAGCUAUCCAGUCGAGUUAUCAAGCUUGUUAGCUUGUUAGCUAUCCAGUUGAGUUAUCAAGCUUGUUAGCUAUCCCAUUGAGUUAUCAAGCUUGUUAGCUAUCCAGUUGAGUUAUCAAGCUUGUUAGCUAUCCCGUUGAGUUAUCAAGCUUGUUAGCUAUCCCGUUGAGUUAUCAAGCUUGUUAGCUAUCCAGUUGAGUUAUCAAGCUUGUUAGCUAUCCAGUUGAGUUAUCAAGCUUGUUAGCUAUCCCGUUGAGUUAUCAAGCUUGUUAGCUUGUUAGCUAUCCAGUUGAAUUAUCAAGCUUGUUAGCUUGUUAGCUAUCCAGUUGAGUUAUCAAGCUUGUUAGCUAUCCCGUUGAGUUAUCGUGGUCCUCUGUAGCUCAAUUGGUAGAGCACGGCGCUUGUAACG